This is a messenger RNA of Temnothorax curvispinosus, 504 nucleotides long. Its product is annotated as D-3-phosphoglycerate dehydrogenase-like. Gene Ontology annotation, molecular function: NAD binding; phosphoglycerate dehydrogenase activity. The transcript is spliced from 2 exons. Lineage: Eukaryota; Metazoa; Arthropoda; Insecta; Hymenoptera; Formicidae. The annotation marks the transcript as partial. The record is from RefSeq and is a predicted model, not a curated record.
UUCGCCGCUUGCCCAAAUCUCCGUGUGGUCGGACGGGCUGGUACCGGCGUCGACAACAUAGAUCUUCAAGCUGCCACACGUAAAGGAGUAAUCGUAUUAAAUACCCCGGGAGGCAAUAGUAUCAGCGCUUGCGAGCUAACAUGCGCCCUGAUCUCCUCCCUCGCGCGCAACGUCGCGCAAGCCGCACAAUCGCUGAAAGAGGGCCGAUGGGACCGGAAACUGUACUCCGGAUACGAGCUGUCCGGCAAGACCCUCGCGAUCCUCGGAAUGGGUCGCAUAGGCCGCGAGGUAGCCUACAGAAUGCAGAGCUUCGGCAUGAAUAUCGUCGCCUUCGAUCCGAUCUUGAAGGACGAGACCGCCGCCGAGCUCGGCAUCAAAAAACUCAGUCUGGAGCAGAUAUGGCCUAUCGCCGACUACAUCACCGUUCAUACGCCGCUCAUACCUCAAACCAGAAGUACGAAUCGAAUCAGUUUGAAUAUAUUAAUUUGAUGCUGAAAGGUCAAA